This is a messenger RNA of Drosophila ficusphila, 915 nucleotides long. Its product is annotated as trypsin alpha-3-like. The record is from RefSeq and is a predicted model, not a curated record. Gene Ontology annotation, biological process: proteolysis. The coding region runs from base 1 to 915 and encodes 304 amino acids. The transcript has a single exon. NCBI's taxonomy places the organism in Eukaryota, Metazoa, Arthropoda, Insecta, Diptera, Drosophilidae. Gene Ontology annotation, molecular function: serine-type endopeptidase activity.
AUGGAACUUACAAAGAUUGGAAGUGUUUUGGGAAUAGCAAUAUUCGCGUUUCUGUGGACUUCGGCAACCAGUGAACCACAGAGUCUUGAGUGGUCUGGUCACUAUAUAGAUAAUAGCACCCACUAUAUUUUGUACAAGGAUCAAAGAAUCCAGAGCCAGGGCUCUUUGUUAGGAAAUAUAUCCACAAACCCCGCGAUAAAUGCCAUAGAAAAUCAGGAUUACUUUCCGAAUCGGAUUGUGAAUGGCAAGAAGAUCAAGUGCACCAGAGCGCCAUAUCAAUGCUCCCUUCACUACGACAACACUUUCCUCUGUGGCUGUGUUAUUCUUUCCCGCCACUGGAUUCUCACUGCCCACCAUUGCAAAAUUGGAAGAGCCGGUCACUAUACGGUUCGAGCGGGAUCAACUCAGCAACGGAGGGGUGGUCAACUUCGCCAGGUUCAAAAGACAGUGGUCCAUCCUGGCUUCAGUACAAAGACCAUGAAGAACGACCUGUGCAUGAUGAAGCUAAAGUCGCCACUAAAUCUUGGCACUUGUGUCCAGAAAGCCAAGCUUCCCUCGGUCAAAACUAAAUAUUUUCCCCAUUGCUAUUUGGCCAGCGGAUGGGGCUUGACCUCUUCUAAAGCCCAAAACCCACAGCGAUAUUUGCGUGGAGUUGUGGUGUGCAUGGUCGAUCGAAGCAAGUGCCAACAGGAUUAUCGCCAAGAAGGAAUAAAAAUCUACAGGGAAAUGAUAUGCGCUGAUCGACAGAAUCGCGACACCUGCUCCGGAGACUCUGGAGGUCCUCUGGUCCACAAGGGAGUCCUCUAUGGAAUUACUUCCUUUGGAAUCGGUUGUGCCAAUGCCAAAUAUCCCGGAGUUUAUGCAAAUGUAUUGCAAUUCGUUCCAUGGAUAAAGGAAACCGCCCGAAAACAUUAA